CCAAUCUCAGCGAGCGACCUUCAGUUUUCAGGCCAAUCCAAUCGCAGCUUCUUGACGGGGCUCCUCUGCCACUUGUAAACACGUGUCCGUAUCUUCCUGUUUCUUCCCACUGUAUCGUUUCAACGGAUACGCCUGUAAUCUAACAAAAUGGCCAAAAGCUUGCGGAGUAAGUGGAAGAGGAAGAUGCGGGCUGAGAAGAGGAAGAAGAACGCUCCCAAGGAGCUCGCCCGCCUGAAAACAGCCCUCGGUCUGGCCAAGAAAGGGGACGACGCCGUGAUGACCGACAUGCAGGAGAUCGCCACCGUGGUACCAGUCGAGAAGAUCAAUAAAGAGGCUGACGCAGUUACGGAGAAAGACGGAGACGAUGAUAGCACCAUGGACCUGGACAGCAAACGCAACAAGAAGACAUUGCUGAAUGAGCAUGGACAGUAUCCGGUGUGGAUGAGCCAGCGGCAAGCCAAGAAGCUGAAGAGCAAGAGAAUGGCUCAGAAGACCGGUGGCAAAAUUAAGAAGAAGAAAGGCAUUGCCUGGUGAAAAGCUGAACCAAAAAAAAAAAAAAAGACUCUGAAGCCCAUCGGUCUUUCCUCGAUGACUGUCAUAAAUGUGGUCAACAUCAUUUUUAUGGAGCAGCGGAAACACGUUGGACAAACACAAGAAUAUUUUGAUUUCCUUUAUGUCUGCUUAAAUGCACGUCUUUCGAUAUAAACAACUGAACCAUCAAA
Molecule: messenger RNA, 722 nt
Organism: Syngnathus typhle (broad-nosed pipefish)
Lineage: Eukaryota; Metazoa; Chordata; Actinopteri; Syngnathiformes; Syngnathidae
Gene: llph
Product: LLP homolog, long-term synaptic facilitation factor
Exons: 3
Coding region: 148-534 (128 amino acids)
Biological process (GO): dendrite extension
Cellular component (GO): nucleolus
Molecular function (GO): RNA binding
Source: RefSeq, a predicted model, not a curated record